Conger conger (European conger) is the source of this 2184-nucleotide messenger RNA. RefSeq names its product WAP, follistatin/kazal, immunoglobulin, kunitz and netrin domain containing 1 (gene wfikkn1). NCBI's taxonomy places the organism in Eukaryota, Metazoa, Chordata, Actinopteri, Anguilliformes, Congridae. The record is from RefSeq and is a predicted model, not a curated record. The transcript is spliced from 2 exons. Bases 218 to 2029 code for a protein of 603 amino acids. Gene Ontology annotation, cellular component: extracellular region. Gene Ontology annotation, molecular function: protein binding; serine-type endopeptidase inhibitor activity.
AAGAAAUUUUAAUGCGGGACAAUAGUCAAAAUACUUUCAAUGUGAAGCCUCUUUGGAAAACUGUUCGUCUCAGCGUGCAACAAAUUGGCCAUUGUAUAUCUGUUACGGUAUAAUCACAUACAUGCUCGUGAACAAAUGCUUUAUUUGUUGUAGCAGCAGGAGUUAUGCAAUUAGUUAGCGCUUGGUGGCGAAGUAAACAUUUUGCAACAGGUUUAAAAUGAGCAGAGUCUUCGGUCAUCGGGAGAAAAAGGCUGACCUUUAUGCUGAUGCACGCUGGAUACACACUGUGAAUUCUGGAGGAAUAACGUUUGGGAUACUUGGUUUGCCUGCUCUUUUGUUUUGGAUUUCCAUCUGCUCUUUGCCCUCACAAACUUUUGGUGCAAGCGUGUCUGGAUCUAAAGCUGAUCACCCGGGUGUUUGUCCGAACAAGUUGAAUGCUAACUUGUGGGUUGAUGCGCAGAGCACCUGCGAACGGGAAUGUCUUAUAGACCAGGAUUGUGCAGGAUUUGAGAAGUGUUGCACCAAUGUAUGUGGACUGCGCAGCUGUGUGGCCGCUCGCUUCUCUGACGGCUCUUCUGAACAGACAGACGGCCAGGGUGGAGGGGAGGGCGCAGGAGGGAGAGGCAGUCCUGCCAGCUGCCAGGGCUUUGUGUGUAGCCAGCAAGGGUCCACGUGUGAUGUGUGGGAGGGCCAGCCGGUCUGCAAGUGCCAGGACCGCUGCGAGAAGGAGCCCAGCUUUACAUGCGCCUCCGACGGGCUCACCUACUUCAACCGCUGCUACAUGGACGCCGAGGCCUGCAUCCGAGGAGUCACUCUGACUGUGGUCACCUGCCGCUAUCACCUGGCCUGGCCAAACACCAGCCCUCUGCCCAUGGACACGACCGCACAUCCAACGCCUACCUCGUCACUGGAGGAUCCGCUCCCGCCCACACUCUACAGCAACCCCAGCCACCAGUCGGUCUACCUCGGGGGCACGGUCAGCUUUCACUGCGACGUCAUCGGAGUCCCGAAGCCGGACGUCACCUGGGAGAAGCAGACCGAGCGCCGGGAGAGCCUCAUCAUGAGGCCCGAUCAAAUGUACGGCAACCUGGUCAUAACGAACAUCGGCCAGCUGGUCAUCUACAACGCGCAGGCCCGGGACACCGGCAUCUACACCUGCACCGCCCGCAACGCGGCCGGGAUCCUGCGCGCGGACUACCCGCUCUCCGUCAUCCGCCGGUCUGAGGACGACCUCUCGGAGGAUGCGGAGAUGAGCAUGCCCAUGGGGCGGCCCUUCUCCCCCGCCGACUGCCUGGCGGAGGUAGACCGGCGAGAGUGCGGGGAGCGGCACGUGGACUGGCACUACGACAGCAAGCAGGGCUCCUGCCUGGCGUUCUCCAACGGCGGGUGCGAGGGCAGCAGGAACCGCUUCGAGACCUACGAGGAGUGCCGCGCCUCGUGCCAGCGGGAGGGCAUGGGCAUCUGCUCCCUGCCGGCGGUGCAAGGGCCCUGCAAGGCCUGGGAGGCUCGCUGGGCCUACAACUCCCUCAUCAAGCAGUGCCAACCCUUCGCCUACGGUGGCUGCCAGGGCAACUCCAACAGCUUCCGCACCCGGGUAGAGUGCGAGGCCAACUGCCCGCAGCCCAAGAGCCGGCCCUGUAAGACCUGCAGAGCCAAGGGUAAAAUCGUGCCCAACCUGUGCCGGAGCGACUUCGCCAUCGUGGGGCGGCUGACCGAGCUGAUUGAGGACCUGGACUCCGGCAUCGCUCGCUUCAGCCUGGAAGAGGUUCUACGCGACGAGAAGAUGGGCCUGUCCUUCUUCAACACACGCCACCUGGAGGUCACGCUGGCCAAGAUGGACUGGAGCUGCCCCUGCCCCAACAUCACCAUGGAGGAGGGCCCCCUCCUGGUCAUGGGCGAGGUUCAGGACGGCAUGGCCGUGAUCCAGCCGGACAGCUACGUGCGCCCCAUUACUGACCGCCGGCUCAAGAAGAUCCACGAGGUGCUGGAGAAGAAGACGUGUGAGCUGCUCCAGCGCUUCCAGGAUUGAGAAUCCUCCUGCCAGGCAACACUGCCGUCUGCUGGAACUAUAGGUACCCACCACUCACAGCCUGGUACUGACUGCUCAAGCUGAAAUUACUUCUGUAUUUUUUUAUUUGAAAUUAAUUUAUGCAAAUGUAAUCACAUAAUAUUUCAGAAUCAACA